CUCCCAUUGUCUCGGCAGAUGCCGCCUGGUCCAGCUACCGUGCUGGGUGUUCAGUUUUCCGAGGUCGCGCUCUUUCUCUGGCCGGCGGGUCCGUCCUGCAUCAGAGAACUGGCUUCCCGAGUUCGGGCGUCUCUUCUUUCCUCCGUAGGACCCACUUUGCUGCCCCAGGGUCGCAGCAGCUAUGUCCAGGCUGCGAACUCUUCUGCUUCUGCUGCUGCCUCUGUGUCUCGGUCCUAGUUUUGGACCUGGGAGCGAGGCAAAGGUCACCCGGAGUUGCACUGAGACCCGGCAGAUUCUGGGUUCCCGGGGAUAUAGCUUAAGCCUACUCCCUCCCGCCCCGAUCUCAGGUGAGCACCUCCGGAUCUGUCCCCAAGAAUACACCUGCUGUUCCAGUGAGGUAGAGGAGAGGCUGACCUGGGACACCGAGGCUACCUUCCGAGGCCUGGUGGAGAAGAGUGGCUCCUUCCUGGUUCACACACUGUCUGCCCUGCACAGAAAAUUUAAUGGGGCUUUUCUGGAGAUGAUCUCAUCAGCUGAACACUCCCUGGCCUUGCUCUUCCACCGGUCCUAUGGACAGCUGUAUUCCCAGCACACCCCCUUAUUCACUGGCCUGUUCACUCGGCUGCGAGACUACUAUGAGAAGUCUGGUGAGGGAUUAGAUGACGCCUUGGUGGAUUUCUGGGCACAGCUCCUGGAGAAAAUGUUCCCCCUGCUGCACCCAGAGUACAACUUCUCCCCUGACUACCUGUUCUGUAUCACACGCCUUGCCGCCUCUGCUGAUGACUCUCUGAAACCUUUCGGGGACUCACCCCACCGUCUCCGCCUGCAGGUAACCCGGGCCAUGGUGGCUGCCCUGGCCUUUGUCCAAGGUCUGGAGACUGGAAAAGAUGUGGUCAACGAAGUGCUUAAGAUGCCCAUAUCCGAAGGCUGCAGGCGGGCUGUGAUGCGUCUGACCGGCUGCCCUCUUUGUCAGGGUGUCCCCUCGCUGCCACGCUGCCGGGGCUUCUGCCUCAACGUGGCCUAUGGCUGUCUCAGCAGUCAGACACUGGACCCUGACUGGGGGACCUAUCUAGAUGGUCUCUUGUUUCUGGCUGAGAAGAUUCAGGGCUCCUUUUCCUUUGAGCUGGCAGCCCAGUCCAUUGGGGUGAAAAUAGCAGAAGGUCUGAUGUAUCUGCAGGAAAACAGUGUAACGGUGUCCACCCAGGUGUUUCAGGAAUGCGGGGGCGCCCCAAAGUCCCAUGCCCACUCCCGCAGAGCCCCAGCCCCCGCUGAAGAGGUGGGUCGGCCGUGGACCGCGAGGGCGGAGAAGAAGCCCGCAAUGGCGGCGGGCAACAGGCUGCCCAAGCUGGUGUGGGAGCUCCGCGAGCAUCUGGGCCGGGUACGGGGCUUCUGGGCUGGGCUGCCCCUCACGAUGUGCAGGGAUCCCACCGUGGCAGCGGAAAUCGCGCAGGAGGCAGCACCCUGCUGGACCGGAACCGGGCGGGGCAAGUACUUGUUGCCCGUGGUCGGGGGCUCCUUGACUGAGCGGCUCGACAACCCAGAGCUGGAUGCGGAAGCCUCAAACCCCGAUCUCCGGACGCGGAUGCAGCGGCUGAGGCUUCGGGCGGCCACGAUCAGGAUGAGGGCGGCCGCCCUAGGACAAGACCUGGAACUGGAAGACUGGGAUGAGGGCACCAGUGGCUCUGGACAGGGACAGCACUAUGCAGAUGACUGGAUGGCUGGGACAGCAGCUGUAGCUCCCCCCGCCCGGCUUCCUCGCCCUCCUCGAAGAGAUGGUGCUGGGAGCAGAGGAAGAGGUGUCAUCAUCCGCAACAACCAGGGCGGGAGUAGGACUGGGGGGACGUCUGUUGGUUUUCACACCCAACCCAUCCUCAUUCUCUUCCUCUCAGUCCUGGCCCUGCUUGGACCUCGAUAACAGGGAAGGGGUGCCCUGGCAUCAGAAGGGUUCAUGGCUCUUCCCCUCCUCCCCACUCAGCUGGAUCUGGGGAGGAGUUGAAGGGGGCUGCCAUGAAGGUAGAGAAGGGACUUUUUGGGUAAAUGGCUGGGGCCCCAAGUCCAGGAGAUUCCUAUUGGGAGUGGGUAGGUGUUCACAAUAUUUAUUUUUUCAUUUGGUAUCUGGGGUGGGGUGGGGUGGGGGGAGCUGUGGGUAUUUAUUUAGGAAGGAGGUAUGGUCUCUCCAACCAAGCCCAUAAGUUUGGGGUCAGCCCCAUUGAGGAGAAAGGGAGGAGUUUUAGAGUGUUAGUUGGAGGGUGGGAUUUGAAGGAGGUUGGAAGUUCGGAGGGGCGGGUUCACCUGGUUUCAAAAUGUACAAAGCUGGGUAUUGACUGGGUGUGGGGCAGAGGGGACUAGGGUGUAUGAAUAGGAUGUCAGGAUCUAUGGGCCUGGGUUCUUCUAAGUUUUUUCAGUCAAUUUCCUAAACUAAAAUAUAAAAAGAAAAAAAGACUCAUUACCUCUGCCACCCACAUCCUUCACAAGCUUUGCAUUUUACAAAUAAACAACUAAUUUAUUGGA
Pteropus alecto (black flying fox) is the source of this 2511-nucleotide messenger RNA. It is a transcript of the gene GPC2, whose product is annotated as glypican 2. The coding region runs from base 182 to 1915 and encodes 577 amino acids. Gene Ontology annotation, cellular component: extracellular region; plasma membrane; synapse. The transcript has 10 exons. The record is from RefSeq and is a predicted model, not a curated record. NCBI's taxonomy places the organism in Eukaryota, Metazoa, Chordata, Mammalia, Chiroptera, Pteropodidae. Gene Ontology annotation, biological process: smoothened signaling pathway; cell migration; regulation of signal transduction.